UGGUGAAUCAACUGGUGCUGGAGUCAUAGUAUGACUCCUCUGCUGCACUAGAAGUUUGAAGGACAUCUAAUGAGAGUUCAAAUGGUGCUUGGUUGAGAACAUCAUGUUUACUGCUCUUGUUUCGGGAAGACAAACUCCAGUCUUGGAUAAACGAACUAUCCACUUCUGUUUUCCUUUUGGAUUGUUUGCUUUAGUUUCAUGUCAAACUUGAGAGACGUAUCAUAUUUGUAUUAUUUUAGCUUUCCCUUUUUAUGUUUGUCCGGAUUCAACAUGGAUUGUACAUCGCAACGCGAAAUUAAACACGUCCUAUACAUUUGUAUACCUAUUUUAUUGUUUAACGAUGCGUAAUUUCAUCAUAUUGACAGUACCACAGAACCCAACAUGGGAAGCAACAGAGCAUGCUGGGCAAAAUGUACAGCUUGAGAACAUGCACCAGACUAUUAAUGGCAAUUCACCUCAUAUUUACACAAAUGGUGCAUCCCCAGUCCAAUCAUAUGUGCAAGCUGCUAUCGAUGUUUCUGCUCAUGCAAGAAGAUUUGAUGUAUCACCAAGCAUGCUAUUGUCUCAAAGCUCAAACCUCGGAAUGAUGCAAGGACCAAAUGAUGGGAUGAUCAAAUCAGUUGGUUAUUCAGGCGACUCGUGCUUCCUAUAUGGUAGUGACAGCAAUGUCCUGGAGGCUCGUCCUGGAAUUGGGGAUCCAUCUGUUCCACCUUUCAGCAAUGUAGGGUCAAAUUCACAAGCUCUGAAUGGAAACGGCUUGGGUGCUGAUACUUCUUCCUUUGGUUUCUUGGGACAGAUUCCUCGAAACUUCAGUUUGUCGGACUUAACAGCUGAUUUUACUAACAGUUCUGAUAUUCUAGAGGGCUACUCUGGAUCAGCGUUCCUUGCAACAGAUACUAGCAAUUUUUUGGACCCUCAGGGUAGGGCAGAACAUCAAGACAUUAACGGGUUGGAUAAUAUAUCAGAAGGCUUGAGUUAUGAAGAUUUUUCUAGUGAUUGAAGGACCAUUCAGAUUACCAUCUUUCAGGUUUAGGGUCCAAUUGCUUGUAGAUAAAGUUUUGAAGUGCUUCGACGUCUUUUGGAGUAUUGAUUCCUGUGGCUCUUGGACAAGUAAGAAAUGAUAUAAGCAAAUAUAUUCUUGAAACGAAAAGGAGAGAAAUCACCCGAAACAGGGCUACUGUUCACGUCCAGUUUUGGGAAGUUCCAGAUAGCAAAAUCUGAUCUUCACCGUUCAAAUCAAAGAACAGGAUAUUGAGAAUCUCCGGUCCAAAUUUGAGUACGAUCAAACGGUUAACGAAUCAAGAAUCGCUACAAGAAGAGGACAGCCUGGAGCAAAAUUUUAUGGAGCAAAGAACAAUGUCUUCUUCUCCCUCAAGUCACCAAAAAUAGCCACCUCUCAAUUUGAGAACACAAGAACUAAGUUGGUCAUAUAUAUAUAUAGUGGCUUUACGGCAAAGUGGGUUAAGUCCAAAAGAUAUUUUGUUUAGGGAUUUCCUAAUUUUAUAUAUUAUCCGCCCUAAACAAGAAUUACUUACAAAUUAUAUAUAUACAUUCCAUUA
Nicotiana tabacum (common tobacco) is the source of this 1559-nucleotide messenger RNA. Lineage: Eukaryota; Viridiplantae; Streptophyta; Magnoliopsida; Solanales; Solanaceae. The record is from RefSeq and is a predicted model, not a curated record.